GCGCCGCGAAAAGAACUGCUAACGACCACCGCCGCCGCAACCGCUGCCGCCGCCACCGACAGACCGAACAAUCGCCGCGAAUCUUGAACGCACACGAAACCGAUAAAAAAAUAUAUUAUAAAUUCAUCUAUUCACCUAAGGGAUACUUUACCAUUACAUCAAAAUCCAUAUACCAUAAACUGACACAAAAUACAUCAUCGCAACGUCAAUUUGUCAGGGUCCUUUAUGCCGUUGGGGUGUAAAAGAGAAAGCACGAGGAGUCAGAUCAAAAGAAUCUUGUGGUCCAUUGGUUUCGCGUUCCGGCUGCCAGAAAGGAAAUAAAAAUGUGUGCAGAGAAUAUUUGAAGUGACAUUUAGGUUUUUUUUUAUUUCUUCUCUCCCUCUUAUCAUUAUCGUUUCCUUUAUUAUUUUUCUUCUUCUUUUGUUGCUCAUUACGUGGUUUUCUUCGCGAAAGUACUGCUAUUACUGAAAAUUUAGUAUAGAGCCAAGUGCAUGAGUGAGUCAAGUGUGUGACCGUGAUUUUGGUUGGGAAGAGAUGCAUCUGGCCAGCGAGGUUACAUCAACCACUGGUCACUACGACCGCACCACCACCGCCGCCUCGAAUAACUCUGGAGGCUACGGGGGCGGCACACUGACGGCGGAAAUGCUAGCGGAAAGAACAUUGGACGGCCUCCUCGCAGAGCAUCCCGGUGAACUGGUGCGAACCGGAAGUCCGCACGUCGUCUGCACUGUGCUUCCGCCUCAUUGGCGCUCCAACAAAACUCUUCCGAUUGCCUUCAAGGUGGUAGCCCUUGGUGAUGUCGGUGAUGGUACUGUGGUCACAGUUCGAGCAGGGAACGAUGAGAAUUUCUGCGCGGAGCUGCGGAACUGCACGGCGGUGAUGAAGAACCAGGUGGCAAAAUUCAACGACCUCCGUUUUGUGGGACGGAGCGGCAGAGGCAAAAGUUUCACACUUACAAUAAUCGUGUCGACUAGUCCACCUCAAAUUGCCACCUACAGCAAAGCAAUCAAAGUGACAGUCGAUGGACCCAGAGAGCCCAGAUCGAAAACCCGACAAAGCUUUCAUCAUUUUCCCUUUGGACCGAGAGCUUUCCCGCCGGAUCCUCUGACCGGAGGACUUCCAUUUAAAUUAAGCGGGAUAGCGCACCACUUGGCAGGUCUGCCAGGACACCAUCCGGAUUGGGCGAUGCUCAGCGGCAGACAUCCUUAUCCCGGAGGUCCUUUCGUGCCGCACCACCACCCACACUUUCCACCGCACAUGUUCGCCGCCGCCGCCUUGGACAGGCCGGUCAAUACUUCUCCACGGAUAGCAAACGAACCUACAUCUACAUCUCUCGGUCCAAUAUCUAUAAACUGUCCGACGGCGCACAGCACAACCUCCCCGAAGACAUCUCCCAGUCAGGUGGGACUUCUGACCACAGCCGCCCUCUCACCCGUAGAAGACGACAUAUCAGUCACGGCAUCUCCGACGCCUUCACCGCAGCCGCCCCCAGCCUUUCCCGGAGUGGCGCCUCCUCCAAUGCACAACAAUCAGCUCUUCAACAACGCCUUGGCAGCGAGCAUUUUCUUGAACGCGCCGCUUCUGCCGCCGCCCGGACAAUGGCUCUAUUCGCAAUUCUAUCCGCAGGAUCUGCAAACUUGGAUGAGUCUACGACAUCCUAUGGCUAAUAGGAGCUCAUCUCCGGCAUCACAGAAUCCGGAUAGCUCUGGUAAUAUGGACAUCGAAAUAGAGGACUCGACGAGUCCGAAGCCGACCAAAGAUGAGGACGAGCCGGAGCCGAAAAAGGAUGAGGGCGUCAAUUUGACGGUUCAGAAGGGUCGCAAAGCUGCCAUUACACUAAUUAAACAGAAAGAAGAAGUGACGUCGAGCGAAACCGGGAAAUCCUCCCGCAACAGCACUUCCAGACACACGGACGUUUGGAGACCUUACUAAAAAAAAAACAAAGCGAAACGUUAAAAAAUAAAAUAAACACGUUAACCAAAAGAGAAACAAAGUUAAACAUAAACAGUACCACCGUCCGGAAAGACAUUUUCUAGGAAACGAACAAAUAAAUGUUAAAAAGAGAGAAUCCAAAGGCAAAGGGUAUUCGAGUGCAAUUUCUUCUGUUAUUUUGUACAUAAGUGUCGAUAUAGUUUUUAAGUUUU
This is a messenger RNA of Nicrophorus vespilloides, 2144 nucleotides long. RefSeq names its product runt-related transcription factor 1-like. NCBI's taxonomy places the organism in Eukaryota, Metazoa, Arthropoda, Insecta, Coleoptera, Silphidae. Bases 535 to 1932 code for a protein of 465 amino acids. The transcript has 5 exons. Gene Ontology annotation, cellular component: nucleus. Gene Ontology annotation, molecular function: DNA-binding transcription factor activity, RNA polymerase II-specific; ATP binding; RNA polymerase II cis-regulatory region sequence-specific DNA binding. Gene Ontology annotation, biological process: regulation of DNA-templated transcription. The record is from RefSeq and is a predicted model, not a curated record.